Knipowitschia caucasica is the source of this 1806-nucleotide messenger RNA. NCBI's taxonomy places the organism in Eukaryota, Metazoa, Chordata, Actinopteri, Gobiiformes, Gobiidae. The record is from the annotation of a GenBank genome assembly.
AUGGGGAUUUGGAGAGGAUCACUGUAUAGGCGCAUCUCAGCACUGCUCCUCCAGCUGUCUCGCUCCCCCUGCCUGCGCUCCGUACAGCUCUCGCUCAAGUCCACUAAGGCGCUUCUCCUGUUGUCCACCAUGUCCACCAUGAGUUACUACAUGGAUCCAGUUUCUUCCUACUCGCCCCUUCACCCCUGCGACCGUCUGGGUGCACUGCGGCAGAGCGGAGGAGUGGCAGGACCGCACGCCCAGAUGCCAGCAGUGGUGCACCCCCAACAGUGCUACCCCUCACAGCCCAUGUGCCUCCUGGACGUCCCAUCACAGGAGGUGCCAAAUGGACAUGACUUGUGCACUACAGGAUGGAUAAGAAACAUUUCGGGACCAGGACAGGCGGAGGAGGAUCCCAAGCCUCGCAGCCUGGAAAGGGGGACACAGGCCGGGGUUGUGGGCUCUGAUGAGGGGCACAAUAAAACGGGAACGCGGCAGCGGGCGGUCAAUCACGUUGCUCUGAUGAUCAUGACGGCAGCUGUCGAUAUGAAACCCACGUUAACCAUUAUAAAGACCGAAAAGAUGGAUGACCCUGAGUGUGGGGAUGUGCCACUUCUAACGCCUGGUAGUAAAGAGAUGAUGUCCCAAGCCUUGAAAGCAACUUUUAGUGGUUUCACCAAGGAACAGCAACGACUUGGUAUUCCCAAAGACCCUCGACAGUGGACGGACAACCAUGUAGCAGAGUGGCUGACGUGGACAGUUAAUGAAUUCAGCCUUAAAAAUGUGGACUUUGACAAAUUCUGCAUGAAUGGAGCCAGCCUGUGUGCCAUGGGAAAAGACCGCUUUCUCGACUUAGCCCCUGACUUUGUGGGCGACAUCCUUUGGGAACAUUUGGAGAUGCUUCAGAAAGAGGAUACGAAGCAUUACCCCAUCAAUGGGCUGACCUCCAGCUUCCAGGAAUCUCGUUAUACCUCAGACUACUUUGUCAGCUAUGGUGUUGAGCAUGCUCAGUGUGUCCCUCCUUCUGAAUGCUCAGAGCCUGGCUUCAUCACAGAGUCGUACCAGACGCUUCAUCCCAUCAGCUCAGAGGAACUUCUUACACUCAAGUACGAAAGUGAAUACCCCACCAUCCUGCGGGAAAUGCCCCUCAACCCACUGCAGGGGGACUACUUCUCCAUCAAGCAGGAGGUGGUGUCGCCCGACAACAUGUGCGUGGGCCGCCUCAGCAGAGGUAAACUCGGAGGCCAGGACUCGUUUGAAAGCAUCGACAGCUUCGAGAGCUGCGAUCGAUUGACGCAGUCCUGGAGCAGCCAGUCCUCCUUCAGCAGUCUCCAGCGGGUGCCUUCUUACGACAGCUUCGACUCAGAGGACUACCCCACGGCUUUGCACGGACACAAACCAAAAGGGACCUUCAAGGACUAUGUGAGGGAGCGCUCAGACCUCAGCAAAGACAAACCGGUCAUCCCCGCCGCUGCCCUGGCCGGAUACACAGGCAGUGGUCCCAUCCAGCUGUGGCAGUUUCUCCUAGAGCUGCUGACCGACAAGUCGUGCCAGUCCUUCAUCAGCUGGACAGGAGACGGCUGGGAAUUCAAGCUCUCUGACCCCGAUGAGGUUGCUCGGAGGUGGGGCAAGAGAAAAAACAAGCCCAAGAUGAACUACGAGAAGCUCAGCCGUGGUUUGCGCUACUACUAUGACAAGAACAUCAUCCACAAGACGUCUGGGAAACGCUACGUCUACCGCUUUGUGUGUGACUUGAAAAGCCUGCUGGGAUACACGCCCGAGGAGCUGCAUGCAAUGUUGGACGUUAAGCCCGAUGCAGAUGAGUGA